AACCAACCAAUCGUUGAUAAAGUAGGUAAAGGAAAGCGCGUUCCCGUCGACAGCAGUGUUGCUCUACUACAGUGUGGACAGCGCAUCUUGUGUUCAGUUUAUUUCUAUAAUACAGACCAACAGACACCUGCAAAAAUGUCCGAAGACAAGCCUAAGGAGGGAGUGAAAACAGAGAAUGACCACAUCAAUCUGAAAGUGGCGGGGCAGGAUGGCUCGGUGGUCCAGUUCAAAAUUAAAAGGCACACGCCACUCAGCAAAUUAAUGAAAGCGUACUGUGAGAGACAGGGUUUGUCGAUAAGACAGAUUAGAUUUAGAUUUGACGGGCAACCAAUUAAUGAGACAGACACACCGGCGCAGUUGGAGAUGGAGGACGAGGACACGAUUGACGUAUUUCAACAGCAAACUGGUGGCUUCUGCUAAAACUCCACACCACCUGGACCCCACGCUUAUCUAUUUUAUUCCUCAUGAUGUUACAUUCUGAUGCUUUCACAUCGUUUCCCCUUCUCUUUCUCUCUUUGUCUCUCUUCUGUCAUCUCUAGCUUUCCUAGAGUGGCCAUCGCAAGUGUGUUUCCAGUAAUAUUUAUAUGCGCAAUGGUUAGACGGCUACUGUGGUGGGGGAACAUACUAAAGCAGGCUGCCAGAGGGCGUAGUUAUUCAGAAUAUCCACACCAGCCACCAAGCAGGGUUUUAUGUUGCUCCGAACACUGAUUCACUCAACAAGCCCGGGAACCAUUCACCCUCUCCAUAGUAUACUUUUUUUUUUUUUUUUCCUUCUUUUUCAACUUUCAGUUCUUAAGCGCUUUAAGUAGGCCUGUUUCAACUCUGAUUCUAUUUGCCUGUAUGUGUUGUAGAAAUAUGUUCAACCAGUGUUGUAUUCAUCUGCCUUUUAAUGGGGCUGCUUCUUGUACGAGCUCACUGUAGGGACGGGAUCUGUAAACGAUCGAUUAAAAAUGAAGAGACUGAUUACAUGAUACAAUUUACAGUGAGCCUUUCUGGACCAAACCCCAAAGAUGGUACUCGAUUAGCAAAUAGUGGCAGGAUUACACCAACUAGUUCUGUGUUUAUACUUUUAAAUAUCUGUAGAAAUAUAUCCAUUUACCAAUCCUAUUUCCUCUUGAGUGUUGGUUGAGGAAACGGGAAUGAACUAAAAGACCAAUAUAUCCUUUUUCCUGUUCAUUACUUUGCCCUUUUUUUAAAUCCCAGAACAAUGACCAGGUCUUGAAGCAAGACAAAAGUGAAUCCUUUCAGGCUUUGUUGAGGCGAAGUAUCAGUCAUCGCUCACAAGGACUGGUCUGAUUUCUUCUAACAUCUCUUGCCCUCUCACUGUAAUUCAUAUGGCUGAAAGGGAGAGAGAAUUUGACUCAAAGAUUCUCAGAUGUUGGCUGUCUUCUGUACUGAUAUGUACAUUGUUUGUUGUCCUUUACUACUGUAAACAAUAAAUAUAGUUUGGUACUCAA
Messenger RNA from Carassius carassius (crucian carp), 1457 nucleotides. RefSeq names its product small ubiquitin like modifier 3a (gene sumo3a). The transcript is spliced from 4 exons. The record is from RefSeq and is a predicted model, not a curated record. Lineage: Eukaryota; Metazoa; Chordata; Actinopteri; Cypriniformes; Cyprinidae. Gene Ontology annotation, cellular component: nucleus. Bases 136 to 420 code for a protein of 94 amino acids. Gene Ontology annotation, biological process: protein sumoylation. Gene Ontology annotation, molecular function: ubiquitin-like protein ligase binding; protein tag activity.